This is a messenger RNA of Bufo bufo (common toad), 735 nucleotides long. RefSeq names its product SIX homeobox 6 (gene SIX6). NCBI's taxonomy places the organism in Eukaryota, Metazoa, Chordata, Amphibia, Anura, Bufonidae. Gene Ontology annotation, cellular component: nucleus; transcription regulator complex. Bases 1 to 735 code for a protein of 244 amino acids. Gene Ontology annotation, molecular function: RNA polymerase II cis-regulatory region sequence-specific DNA binding; DNA-binding transcription factor activity, RNA polymerase II-specific. The transcript is spliced from 2 exons. The record is from RefSeq and is a predicted model, not a curated record. Gene Ontology annotation, biological process: regulation of transcription by RNA polymerase II; eye development.
AUGUUUCAGCUGCCCAUUUUGAACUUCAGCCCCCAGCAGGUCGCUGGGGUGUGCGAGACCCUGGAAGAGAGCGGGGAUAUCGAACGAUUGGGUCGUUUUCUCUGGUCUUUGCCAGUAGCACCUGCAGCCUGCGAGGCCCUCAAUAAAAAUGAGUCUGUGCUGCGUGCCAGGGCCAUCGUGGCUUUUCACACCGGCAACUUCAGAGAACUCUACCACAUUUUGGAAAACCACAAAUUCACCAAGGAUUCUCACACCAAGCUGCAGGCUCUGUGGUUGGAAGCUCAUUACCAAGAAGCUGAAAAACUAAGGGGGAGACCCCUGGGGCCGGUAGACAAGUACAGAGUCAGGAAGAAGUUCCCUCUGCCCAGAACUAUUUGGGAUGGAGAGCAGAAGACGCACUGCUUUAAGGAACGAACAAGGCAUUUACUUAGGGAAUGGUAUCUACAAGACCCUUACCCAAACCCCAGCAAAAAGAGAGAACUGGCCCAGGCCACCGGACUUACCCCAACACAAGUAGGAAAUUGGUUCAAAAACCGAAGGCAAAGAGACCGAGCAGCGGCAGCCAAGAACAGGCUGCAGCAGCAGGUCCUGUCCCAGGGAUCUGGACGCUCAUUGGGCUCAGACGAGAGAGGGGAACAGUUGGGCUCAGCAUCAAGUCCUGCAGCUAGCCUGUCCAGCAAAGCGGCCACCUCUGCCAUUUCCAUCACAUCCAGCGACAGUGAAUGUGACAUCUGA